This is a messenger RNA of Schistocerca americana (American grasshopper), 2655 nucleotides long. RefSeq names its product retinal guanylyl cyclase 2-like. Gene Ontology annotation, molecular function: ATP binding; peptide receptor activity; protein kinase activity. The annotation marks the transcript as partial. The record is from RefSeq and is a predicted model, not a curated record. Lineage: Eukaryota; Metazoa; Arthropoda; Insecta; Orthoptera; Acrididae. The transcript is spliced from 16 exons. Gene Ontology annotation, biological process: intracellular signal transduction; receptor guanylyl cyclase signaling pathway; cGMP biosynthetic process.
GUUCUUUUAAAUUUAGCAUGCUCACUUCGAAAGCAACUGCUGAAGAAGCGGAUGUCCAAAGGACCAUACAAGAUCCUCCUGACGCCCUCGGAUUUCGUAUUCCCUCAGGUCACGGACAGUCUGCGGGUGGACGAGGGCAUCGAGGCGAUGCUGUGCUGCUGGCUGCAGCAGCUGCGCGAGUUCGGCGGCCCCGAGGUGGCGGAGCGGCCGGACCUGCUGAAGGGCUCGUUCGGCUCGCUGCAGCACCUGGCGAGGCCCGCCACGCUGGCCGGCUCCACGGGGUCGCUGGCGCAGGCGCGCUCCUACCUGCAGGCCGACACGCGCGCGCGCUACAACGGGGACCUGGUGCAGCUGAAGGAACUGCCCGUGCAGGGGACGUUUGAGCUAAAGAGCAAAGCCAUGGACGUGCUCAUGACGCUGCACGGGCUGCGGCACGAGAACGUGAACCCGCUGCUCGGCUGCCUGGUCGACUCGUCGCGGCCGGCGCUCGUCUUCGAGUGGUGCAGCCGCGGCUCGCUGGAGGACGUACUCGUGCAGGACGAGAUCAAGCUCGACUGGUCCUUCCGCCUCUCCCUGCUCACCGACCUCGUCCGGGGCAUGCGCUACCUACACACGACGCCGGUGCGCGUGCACGGCUACCUCACGUCGCGGAACUGCGUCAUCGACGCGCGCUGGGUGCUCAAGGUCACCGACUACGGGCUGCCCGCCUUCUACGAGGCGCAGAACAUCCCGCCACCCUGCAAGUCCGCAAGGGACCUGCUGUGGACGGCCCCGGAGCUACUGCGGAACCCGGCGCUCCGCAAGCAGGGCAGCCAGCCGGGGGACGUGUACAGCUUCGGCAUAGUCAUGCAAGAGGUGGUGGUUCGCGGGGAGCCCUUCUGCAUGCUCGCGCUCAGCCCUGAAGAGAUCCUGGAGAAGGUGAAGCGCCCGCCGCCGCUGAUCCGGCCGUCGGUGUCGAAGGGCGCGGCGCCGCCGGAGGCCAUCAACAUCAUGCGGCAGUGCUGGGCCGAGCAGCCCGACAUGCGGCCAGACUUCGGCGCCGUGCACGACCUCUUCAAGAAGCUCAACCACGGCAGGAAGGUGAACUUCGUGGACACGAUGUUCCAAAUGCUGGAGAAGUACAGCAACAACCUGGAGGAGCUGAUCCGCGAACGCACUGAGCAGCUGGACAUGGAGAAGAAGAAGACGGAGCAGCUGCUGAACCGCAUGCUGCCCAGCUCAGUGGCGGACAAGCUGAAGCUGGGCAUGCCGGUGGACCCGGAGGACUUCCGCGAGGUGACGAUAUACUUCUCGGACAUCGUGGGCUUCACCACCAUAUCCGCCUACUCGACGCCGUUCCAGGUCGUCGACCUGCUCAAUGACCUCUACACGUGUUUCGACGCUACAAUAAACGCUUACAACGUCUACAAGGUGGAGACGAUCGGCGACGCGUACAUGGUGGUGGGCGGCCUGCCGGUGCGCAUCACGGACCACGCCGACCAGGUCGCCACCAUGGCGCUGGACCUGCUGCACCAGAGCGGCCGCUUCCGCAUCAGGCACCUGCCCGGCACUCCGCUGCGCCUGCGCAUCGGCCUCCACACAGGUCCGUGCUGCGCUGGAGUCGUCGGCCUGACGAUGCCUCGCUACUGCCUGUUCGGUGACACCGUCAACACCGCCUCACGUAUGGAGUCCACAGGUUCGGCGUGGCGCAUCCACCUCUCGCAAGCGACCAAGGAGCAGCUGGACAAGGUCGGCGGCUACCAGCUGGAGUACCGUGGCGAGACCGACAUCAAGGGCAAGGGCAAGAUGCACACCUACUGGCUUCUGUCCAAGGCCGGCUUCAACAAGGAGCUCCCAGUGCCGCCGCCCAUAGGGGAAAGCCACGGGCUGGACGAGCGGCUGAUCCGCGCCAGCCGGUACCGCGCGGGCGGCGGCGGCGGGGCGGGCUCUGGAGGCUCCAGCGCGGACAGGGAGAGGGAGCGCUCGCCGCAGUCGCAGCAGUCGCAGCAGUCGCAGCCUCUGCCCCAGCAGCCGCAGCAGCAGCAGCAGCAGCAGCAGCAGCACGCCAGGUCAGAGGACGGCGGCUCGUCCGGGCACGCCAGCCCGCUGCCCGCCAAGAGCGUCUCCACGUGCGACCUCAAGGUGCGCGCCUCCGUGCACAGCAGCGCCGGCGCCGCCAACUCGGCGCCGCUCGACCACCCCGUCAAGUCCGCCUCGGCGGAGCAGAGCUCGGGCCUGGCGGCGUCGGAGGUGGCGGCGGCGCUGCUGGGGGUGUCGGCGUCGUCGCUCAACUGCCGGUCGGCGGCGGCGGCGGCAGCGGCGGCGGCGGCGGCGGCGCACGCGCACCAGCGGCGCGACCUGAGCGCCAACUACAACCACUACCGCUGCCUGUCGCCCAGCGAGCAGCACCUGAACGUGCCGGCGGGCCGCUCUGCGGGGGCGGGGUCGCGCUUCCUGAGGCGCCAGUUCAGCCUGGACCGCGGCGACGAACCGGCGGCGCACGCCGCCCACCACGAGCAGCGCGCCGCCUCCACCGGCCGCCUCUGCAAGCAGAACAGCGCCGGCGCCGCCCCCGACCUCGAGCGCAUCGAGGAGAUCCCGCUGGGCGCCGCCAGGCACCACUCGCGCCUGCCCGCCUUCGCCUCCAUCUCCGUCUCCGCGGAGUCGCUCAACUGA